Pseudocercospora fijiensis CIRAD86 is the source of this 2083-nucleotide messenger RNA. RefSeq lists its product as uncharacterized. Gene Ontology annotation, molecular function: electron transfer activity; succinate dehydrogenase (quinone) activity; flavin adenine dinucleotide binding. Lineage: Eukaryota; Fungi; Ascomycota; Dothideomycetes; Mycosphaerellales; Mycosphaerellaceae. The transcript has 3 exons. The record is from RefSeq and is a predicted model, not a curated record. Bases 1 to 1881 code for a protein of 626 amino acids. Gene Ontology annotation, biological process: mitochondrial electron transport, succinate to ubiquinone; tricarboxylic acid cycle.
AUGUUCUCCGCCGGUCUCAGGCAGUUUGCCGGCCGCAACGCCUACCGCGCUGCCACACGCAACUUUUCGAGCACCCCGCGAGCCCAGCGCAUAAUCACCAGCGCACCGCUGAGAGCCAAGGAGGCCUCUGGUGCCAUUGGACACAAAUACCCUGUUAUCGACCACGAAUAUGACGCACUUGUCGUCGGCGCUGGAGGCUCGGGACUGCGAGCAGCAUUCGGUCUGGCAGAGGCGGGAUUCAACACAGCAUGCAUAUCAAAGCUCGCGGGCCUGCCCGCACUUACAUUUAAUUUCGUUACGCGAGCCCUCGUUUAUUUUCGAUCAGACUGGCUGGGUGAUCAGGAUGCCAUCCACUAUAUGACACGAGAAGCACCACAGUCUGUAUACGAGCUGGAGAACUACGGCUGUCCAUUCUCGAGAACCGACGACGGAAAGAUCUACCAGCGAGCUUUUGGUGGUCAGUCGCGCGAAUUUGGCCAGGGUGGACAGGCAUACAGAUGUUGUGCUGCGGCAGACAGAACGGGCCACGCUCUCCUGCACACGCUCUAUGGUCAAUCACUCAGGCAUAACACAAACUACUUUAUCGAAUUCUUUGCCAUCGACCUGAUCAUGGAGGAUGGCGAGUGCAAGGGUGUCAUUGCUUACAACCAGGAAGACGGAACACUCCACCGCUUCCGUGCCCACAAUACCGUCCUGGCUACUGGUGGCUACGGCCGUGCUUACUUCUCCUGCACUUCUGCACACACAUGUACAGGUGAUGGCAUGGCCAUGGUAGCUCGCGCCGGCCUUCCAAACCAGGAUCUCGAAUUCGUCCAAUUCCACCCAACUGGUAUAUAUGGCGCUGGCUGCUUGAUCACUGAGGGCUCUCGUGGCGAGGGUGGUUAUCUGCUCAAUAGCGAGGGUGAACGAUUCAUGGAGCGCUAUGCUCCAACUGCUAAGGAUCUUGCUUCGCGCGAUGUUGUCAGUCGCAGUAUGACCAUGGAAAUCCGCGAGGGUCGUGGAGUAGGCCCCGAAAAGGACCACAUCUACCUCCAGCUCUCUCACUUGCCACCUGAGAUUCUUCACGAGCGUCUUCCAGGUAUCUCUGAGACGGCAUCCAUCUUCGCUGGUGUCGACGUUACCAAGCAGCCAAUUCCCGUCCUGCCGACUGUUCACUACAACAUGGGUGGUAUUCCCACUAGAUACACCGGAGAAGUCAUUACUGUCGACGAGAAAGGCAAUGAUAAGGUUGUUCCUGGGCUUUUCGCUUGCGGUGAGGCUGCUUGUGUGUCCGUCCACGGAGCCAACCGUCUUGGUGCAAACUCCCUCCUCGACUUGAUCGUUUUCGGUCGCGCUGUCAGCCACACUAUCCGUGACAACUUCUCACCGAACCAACCACAUAAGGCUCUUUCCAGCGACGCUGGUGCAGAGGGCAUUUCCACCGUCGAUGAAAUUCGCACUGCUGAUGGAGACUUGAGCACAUCUGAGAUCCGAAGCGAGAUGCAGAAGGUGAUGCAAUCUGAUGUAUCUGUCUUCAGGACCCAAGAGUCGCUUGACGAGGGAGUCAAGAGAAUCAACGAGGUCGAUAAGAAGUUCCAUCGCGUCGCCACCAAGGAUCGCAGCAUGAUCUGGAACAGCGACUUGGUCGAGACUCUUGAGCUCCGCAACCUGUUGACGUGCGCCGUCCAGACUGCCGAAGCCGCUGCCGUACGCAAGGAGUCACGAGGAGCACACGCCCGCGAGGACUACCCAGACCGAGAUGAUAAGAACUGGAUGAAGCACACUCUGACCUGGCAGAAGAAGCCCCACGAGAAAACCGACAUCUCGUAUCGUGGAGUUGUCGCGACCACUCUUGAUGAGGCAGAGUGCAAGGCUAUCCCGCCGUUUGCUCGAAAGUACUAAAUAGAUACCCGUGGACUAUAGAUGCAGAUAUGCACAAUCCCAGAAACUGCGCUGGCCGUGGAGUCGACCGGCAUUAGAAGCAGAUUUCCACGAGGAAGAGGAAGAUCAGCGGGCCCGGAGCAGCAUUUCGUGCCUUGGGUAGCGUGGGCGUCAAUGUAGUUCUGUACAUACUAGCAUACAUUCGAGACAUGUUCAAAAGCGC